AUUAAUUAAUAUGUGCUCACAUUCUUCUGUAACCCUGGUAGGGCGAGUGUUCAGCCCUCGUGGCCAUUCUCUGCUCUCUCUCUCACAACGAAGCCAAUAGUUGUGUAUGUGUGAGUGCAUUCUUGUUUUCAGUCCGUUUUACAAAUAGCUGCUGCGCGUGUUGUUGUGUUUGGCCCAGUAUUUCUCGUUCGUUUUCCGCAUUAAAUAAGGCUAGAAAAGUUUCGUGUUUGCCUAUGAGUGCGAUGUCUAGUGUCGAAUCGAAUGUGAAGCUGUUGCGGGCGGUGGAGAAGCAGUCGGCUCUUUAUGAUCGGAAUCAUGGAAGUUAUAGGAAAAGGCUUGCCAGCGAGAAUUGUUGGGACAUGGUGGCUUCGGAGACAGGAGAGUCGGUGGAGAAGUGUAGGCGACGGUGGCGUGUUUUGCGUAACGAGUACGCUCGUUGGAUGAACGUCGACGCCCAGCGGCGUCGCGCAGGAACUAAGCGCUUACCCUUCCAAUACGCGAAGGAUCUGAGUUUCCUCAGGCAACACCUGAACGUCCAAGAGGAUAUCGUUGACGAGGACGAAGAUAACGAGAGUGAGCGCGAUGCGAGUAUCACCGGCGAGAGCACGGCUGUUAAGAACACACAGCCCUUAAAAGAGGACGACAAGCCGCAGGAUAUCGCAGUUAACGAAAAGGAGCCGCCCAAGAAGCAAGGCUCGGCAACGGAUGAAGCUGAGAACAAGCCAUCAGACUCUCCCAAAAUAAAAGAGGAGAAAUCCGAAGAGAAGGAUAAAGGAAAAAAGAGCAAGGAGCCAACCGACUACGUCUGGGACGAGGAGGAAGGCGAGCCCAAUUCAGACAACGAGGAAGCUGUACCCACAAGCCCAAUCUCCACUGCUGACGAAACCGGAAAGCCAACUUUCUUCAUCAAGCAGACCGGCGAGGACAACCGUUUGAUCAUUCGCAAGAAAAACUUGUACGCCUCUGACUCCAAGGAUCCCCUUGAGGAAACAAUGGACGACAGCGCCGAAGAAUCGUGCGGCACUGGCAGCGACAGCCUAAGCGGCCGUCGCCCACGUCGCACCGUACGCGCCACGGGAGUUGGCGGAGUCAAGCAGCUCCCAGUGAAGAAGGCCGCCACCGAACAGCGUCUGACCAGACAGCAGCGCCGUAAAUCCAUGACGUUGGCUGCCGCUCGUAGUUCCAUAACAUCCCCGGUAAAGAUGACUCCGGUGCCCAAGUAUUUGGCCAACAGGAACCAGGCUCGGACGUCGACUAUAGUAGAAGCUACCAAUGAAGAUGCUGAAUCAAACCGACCAGUGGAUGCAGGGCUCGCUAAAGCCUUCGCCCUCACACGCGACGAUAUCUUUCCACGUCCAAAAGCUCCCGCUCCGACUGCGGUUUCGUCACAGUCCCAGACAGGCAUUAUCAUCACGCGUCGCAGUAGCAUCAUGGGCAGCCCAGCUGCGACUAUAAAGAUGCGGCAGGCGCCCACACCCGACAAGACGAAUACCCCAGUCUCAAGCCCUUCGCCAAGCAAUCAAGGCUCAGUCAAAGCCCCACCCGCACCGCCAAUCUCGAUCCCAGUUUCAGUCUCACUCCCAUUCCCCAAGGCCACUUCUGCCUCUACAUCCAACGGAAUCAGCAACAAUGCUCUACUGCUCACCAGCUCGCUGCCAAGCUCUGUGACGGUGACCACCCUGGUUGCGCCCACCACGAGCGCCGUCUCAAGCAGCGGCCAGGUGACUGCCAGUGCAUUGCCGAUCAUGACCGCAACUGGGGUCGGACCCACCGUGAUUCCCUCUUUUAUGACACUGAAGUCCAGAAUAGAGCGAGGAAUGCAGACAGAGAGCCCAGACAUUUUCUCUGAUGAGCACUUUUUAGAGAUGGUCCGCCCGCAGAUGGCGGAAAUGAAUCCCCGCCAGAAGUUACUCUUCAAGAAAAAGGUGUUCCAGUCCUUAAUGGAGACCUUUGAUGACGCAACUGCCUUCCCAAAUUCAGAUGAACAGCAGCAUUUCAACAUCAACACACCGUCUGGCUUUGAGCACGUCUCGGAUCGUGAGAUGCAUCUGGUGAGGGAGCUAGUGAGUAUGGUUUGUGCCGCCAAGCAGUCGGGCACAAUUUCGCAGCCCGGUCCUUUGCCCGUCGUCGCGGACACGUUGCGCCCGGCAGUUCGAGCCCCAACCGCAGCACCUGCCCCAACCGGGCAACCGCGCCACCUCAUUCAGCGCGUCUUCAAGCAGUGCAACGGAGUAAACCUGGUCACGUCUCCGGAGGAGAAGAAGAUUUACCGUAUUGUGCAGGCAAACGGCAAGCCGAGCGGCGUGGGCGCGGGCGUCGGCAUUGGUGUUAAUGUCCCCACGGAGCAGCUGCGCAAGAACAGCGCCGACAGCAACUGCUCCGGAACCAGCGUCAGUCGUGGUACCCGGGCUCCUCCGGCCAGCCCCAGGCGAGGCACAGCCGUAGCCGCUACACGGCCACAGAACGCCUCCGCGAUGAACACCCUUUUCGGGCCGAACCCGCAACAGGUGUUGCCCCCUAAGUCCGGACCUCUCAUCAAGGUGCGCGAAAUGCCCCGUAGAUUCUCCGUGUGUGGCAGCGGCGGACCCAUAAUGACCUUGGGCACGCCACCCGGCAACACGAACAUGAUUUCGCACAAUCCACAGCAGAAUCUCAAUCCCAUGGAAGCACAAAUGCUCAAGCGUCGCCUAAUGGGGGCCCCCGCCCCGGGCAUGGUACCGCCCAAUCAGCGGCCCCGUUACUCCGGGACCGUCGCACUUGGCCUCGGUUCUGGAGCUGCCGCGGCCCCACACGGCAACAGUAUACUGGUGAGAAAGUCGGCAGGCAGCGUAACCGCCAGCCAGAAGCAGCCCUCGCCGACCGGCGGGUCCUCGGCCCCGCAGCGCCUCCCGCAAAUCACCAGCGCCAAGGGAAACGCCUUCAACGACUUCGUGCAGCCCAAGCCGGCCUCCAGCUCCGGCUCCGGCUCCUCCCUGUCAGGGGUGCCUAGCUCUCCCCUGAAGCGGAGCCUAGUGGUGGCCAACACCAAGAAAACCGUCCCCGGUAUGAGGAUUGCCCUGGCUGAUGUGCUAGCCGAUCCGCAAGAGCAAGAGAAGCGUCGUACUCAGCGCGCAAAGGAGUACACGGUGACCGCUGCCACCAUCGCAGCUGAUGACUUCUCGGUCCUGGGCGGCGGCAUAGGACUCAAACGGGAGCCUCGGGACUCACUGGAGGAAGAUGGCGACGACAUUUUGGGCAUGUAAGGGAAUCAGACGAUUCGAAUAAGCCUUGACGCAUCUUUGAGAUCAAAAAAUUAAUGAGACAUAUAAUCCCAAAUUAUUUAGAAAACAAAAACACCAUUGAAAAUUUAGUAUAGUUUUUUUUUUUG
Molecule: messenger RNA, 3367 nt
Organism: Drosophila persimilis
Lineage: Eukaryota; Metazoa; Arthropoda; Insecta; Diptera; Drosophilidae
Product: nascent polypeptide-associated complex subunit alpha, muscle-specific form
Exons: 2
Coding region: 234-3242 (1002 amino acids)
Biological process (GO): regulation of transcription by RNA polymerase II
Cellular component (GO): transcription regulator complex; nucleus
Molecular function (GO): DNA binding
Source: RefSeq, a predicted model, not a curated record